This is a messenger RNA of Aspergillus uvarum CBS 121591, 1569 nucleotides long. Its product is annotated as cytochrome P450. Gene Ontology annotation, molecular function: iron ion binding; heme binding; oxidoreductase activity, acting on paired donors, with incorporation or reduction of molecular oxygen, reduced flavin or flavoprotein as one donor, and incorporation of one atom of oxygen. The record is from RefSeq and is a predicted model, not a curated record. Bases 1 to 1569 code for a protein of 522 amino acids. NCBI's taxonomy places the organism in Eukaryota, Fungi, Ascomycota, Eurotiomycetes, Eurotiales, Aspergillaceae. The transcript is spliced from 2 exons.
AUGGCCCUCCCCUCCAAGCUCAUACUCUCCAUCCUCGCAGCCCUGGCCCUAACAGCAAUCCACCUCCUCAACACAAUCCACCGCACCCUCCGCCGCCGCCGCCACCACGCCCGACAAUAUGGCUGCCGCCCCAUCGCGCGGGCCUUCAACCGCGACCCGUUCCUAGGGCUCGACACCCUCCCCAGCAUGAUUCGGGCCAUCCGCACCCACCGGAUCCUCGCCCGUGGCCGCGAGCUCUUCGACCGCUACGGCCGUACUUUCACAACCCGCGAGCUGCAGCACCGGAUCAUCCUAACCAUCGAGCCCGAGAACAUAAAGACGGUGCUGUCGGUCAACUUCCAGGACUACGGGCUGCGCCACCGCACCGAACCCUUCCGCCCGCUGCUGGGCCAGGGCAUCUUCAACAGCGACGGCGCGCACUGGGCGGCCUCGCGCGCCCUGCUGCGCCCCAGCUUCGCGCGCGACCAGGUCGUCGCCGAUUUGGCGGUGCUGGAGGCGCUCUUCCAGGAUUUGCUGGAUGUCUUGCCGUGCGAUGGGGCCACCGUGGAUCUGCAGGAGUGGUUCUUCAAGUAUACGAUCGACUCCGCGACGGGGUUCUUGUUCGGAGAGUCGGUGCAUACUCUCCGGACGCCGGUCAACCAGACCCAGGAAGACGAGGGGCAGGUUAGCUUCGCGGAGGCGUUCCAGUAUGCCCAAAAGGCGGUGCUGGUGCGUGGGACCCUGGGCCGGUGGAAUGCGUUGUACCGCGAUCGCAAGGCCGAUGAGUGUAACCGUCACUGUCGCGAUUUUGUGCGCGUGUUUGUGGAUGAGGCGGUUCGUGCGGUCGAGAUGCGCAAGACUGAUGACAGUUCAGGGGAUGUGGACCGGGUGGAGGCGGGAAAGCCCAAGGGCAAGCGCAUCUUCUCGCACGAGCUGGCGGCGCGCACGUCGGAUAAAGAGCGCAUUCUGGACGAGCUGAUGGCGGUGCUUCUGGCCGGACGCGAUACCACGGCCAGUCUGCUGGGGAAUCUGUUCUUCAUGCUCGCCAAAUGUCCGGCGAUCUGGGCGAGGCUGCGCCGCGAGGUGGAGGGCUUGCAGGGUCGUCCACCGAGCUAUGAGGAGUUGCAGGGGUUGAAGUUUGUGGAGUGUUGUAUCAAGGAGUCCCUCCGCCUCCACCCCGUCGUCCCCCGCAACCAACGCGAGGCCAUCCGCGACACCGUCCUCCCCCUCGGCGGCGGGGAUGACGGCCUCUCCCCCGCGUUCGUGCCCAAGGGCACGCUCGUCGGCUACAGCCUCUACGCCAUGCACCGUCGCGCGGAUCUCUACGGGGAUGAUGUCGACGACUUCCGCCCCGAGCGCUGGGAGGACGGCAAGCUCCAGCUGCGGCUGCGCUGGGGGUAUCUGCCAUUCAACGGCGGGCCGCGGAUUUGCAUCGGGCAGCGGUAUGCCUUGACCGAGGCGAGCUACGUGCUAGUGCGCAUGGUGCAGGAGUUUCGUGGACUGGAGAGUCGCGAUCCCGGGCCGUGGGAGGAGAGUCGGGGGCUCACGCUGUGUUCGCGGAAUGGGACACGCGUGGGGCUGGUUCGUUGA